GGUCAGGGGGCGGAGUCUCGAGGUCGGCCGGCAACAUGGCGGAGGCGGAAGGGGAAAGCCUGGAGUCCUGGCUGAAUAAAGCCACCAACCCUCUGAAUAGACAAGAAGACUGGGAAUACAUUAUUGGCUUCUGUGAUCAGAUCAACAAAGAACUUGAAGGUCCACAGAUAGCUGUGAGGUUGCUGGCUCAUAAAAUCCAGUCACCACAGGAAUGGGAAGCAAUCCAAGCUUUGACUGUGCUGGAAGCUUGUAUGAAGAACUGUGGGCGAAGAUUUCAUAACGAAGUAGGGAAGUUUCGAUUUUUAAAUGAAUUGAUUAAAGUUGUGUCUCCGAAGUACCUUGGUGAUAGAGUGUCAGAGAAGGUCAAAACCAAAAUAAUUGAGCUGCUGUAUAGUUGGACGGUAGCCCUGCCGGAGGAGUCGAAAAUCAAAGACGCUUACUACAUGUUGAAGAGACAAGGCAUUGUCCUGUCAGACCCUGUAAUUCCCGUGGAGAGAACGCUCAUCCCCUCUCCUCCACCUCGCCCCAAAAAUCCUGUAUUUGAUGAUGAUGAGAAAUCCAAGCUUUUAGCAAAACUGUUAAAAAGUAAAAAUCCGGAUGACUUACAAGAAGCAAACAAGCUUAUUAAGUCUAUGGUGAAAGAGGACGAGGCACGAAUACAGAAAGUAACAAAACGCAUGCACAUCUUGGAGGAGGUGAACAACAAUGUGAAACUGCUGAAUGAGAUGUUGAUUCACUAUAGUAAAGAGGACUCUUCAGAGGCUGAUAAGGAGCUCAUGAAGGAGCUCUUUGACAGAUGCGAAACAAAGAGGCGGACAUUAUUCAAACUGGCCAGCGAGACGGAAGAUAAUGACAGCUAUUUAGGAGAUAUACUGCAAGCUAGUGACAAUCUAUCACGGGUAAUAAAUUCCUACAAAAGAAUUAUUGAGGGGCAAGUCAUCAAUGGUGAAGUGGAUGCUUCUGUGUUUCCUAGGACAGAUGGAAGUGAUUCUGCCAAUAACAUCAACACGCUCAUUGACCUGGCAGGACUGGAUAUUUCUAGUACGCCGCCUCCACCUCCACCACCAAUGCCUCCAGUGACACUGACGCCAGCCCCAACACUGACUCCAGCACCAGCCUCGUCAUCAGAAAUCCCCAUCCUUCCACCUCCUCCUCACAUGACUGGUCAUUCUCGGAGUCGUUCAUCCAGCCAGGCUGAAGCCUCUGCUGCUCAGUUGGCCAGCAUGGGCAACUCACUCUCUUUGCUGGAUGAGGAACUUCUCUGCUUAGGCUUGACUGAUCCAGCUCCCACUGCAGCAAAGGAAUCAGCUGAGAGCAAUCACUGGAACAUGUUCCAGAACGAACCAAUAGACUUGGACUUCUUGAAUCCAAAGCCAGUUUCUGUUGCCUGCAACUCUGCAGUGAACCCUCUUCUUCCUGCUGCGUGUGGAACAUCAGCGCCUAUGGCUUCCACGUUCACAGCCCCUCAGUCUAUUCCCAAUAUCCCUGUCCCUACAUCUGCAGCCCCUUUUAUGUUUUCUUCUGGACCACCGCUGGGCCCGCCUAGCACCAUGCCAGUUGCCCCCGGGUAUCGGAGCUCUGCAGUGGGAAGCAAUGGUCUACACAAGAUGGAUCCAAUGGGACAUCUCCUGGAUGAGACCAAAGGGCCUUCAUCUCAAGUAAACACGGCAGCUUCCAUGUUCUAUGUAGACGCUGCAUUACCCCCGGCGACAGCUUCACCUCCAACAUCUUCUGCAGGAUUACCACUCACUACUCCAGGAGUUCCUACAGUUCCUUAUCCAAGUAGCUGCACUACAGGAAGUCCCCUCUUCCAGCCAGCCUUAUUCCAGCAAGGAAGUCCUCUGAAAGGACCGGAGAUUUCUUUGGCCAACGUCCACGUCCCACUGGAGUCCAUUAAGCCGAGCAGUGCUCUUCCUGUGACUGCUUAUGACAGAAAUGGCUUGCGUAUCCUUCUGCACUUUGCCAAGGAGUGUCCACAUGGUCGGCCUGAUGUGCUGAUAGUGGUGGUGUCCAUGUUAAAUACAGCUCCCCUUCCUAUCAAAAACAUUGUGCUACAAGCUGCAGUGCCAAAGUCCAUGAAAGUGAAGUUGCAGCCACCUUCGGGGACAGAGCUAGCUCCAUUCAAUCCCAUCCAGGCACCUGCUGCUAUUACCCAGGUCAUGUUGCUUGCAAAUCCUAGAAAGGAGAAAGUGAGGCUGAGAUACCGGCUGACCUUUGUUUUGGGAGACCAGCCCAGCACAGAAGUGGGGGAAGUAGAUCAAUUCCCCCCAGUUGAGCAAUGGGGGAACCUAUGACCUAAAUGCAUCCCGAAGGGACUGGACUCAAGGUGAAGAGGAAGGGGUAUGUGAGGUACCCAGUGAUGAUAUUUAACUUUGUUCAUGUCUUAUCCACUCCACCUGUAGCUUUAGUCCAGAAUGUUUUCUGCACUCUGGGGUGAAGUGGUCUGGGGCAUGAAUGCCGAGCAUGAACUUGUGUAGGCAAUGAGGAACAGAGGCCUGGCAGGCAAUCCUUCUUGGCCAAUCCAGUCCUAUCUUCCAUUUUGUUAAACUUGAAAAUGAUAAUUCUGGAGAACUUUUAAGCAGGAAGGGAGAUUAUUAAUGGUCUCUCUCUCUUUCUCUUAAUAUUGGCCAGAAACCUACAAAGGGCUAUGAUGCCUUCAUGAGCUCCUUUGGGGCAGAGCCCUAACAGAUGUUCCUACGCUCCACGUUUUUUUACUUCCUUGGUGCCAGAACUAGGACAACCUGUAGGCUUGCUGAGCAAUAACACAGGAUCCAAAAGAGGAGGUUUCUGCCAUGUCCUGUCGCUCCAUUUCCUUUCUUAGGCAACAUCAAUCUUAAACGCUAGUACAAACCAUGCAGGUGAACAGCAGCUGUGUAUUUUACACUCGUGCCCCACGUGAACAGAACACACAACUCUGAAUCUGCUACCUUCGAUUUUAUACUUCCAACGGCAAUGUGUGCUUUCCAGGCAGCUACUAAGUUUUGUAUGAAUACAGCUUGAUGGUAAUUUUCUCUCUGCUUUCAGAAGCGGCAUUGCGUUUUGUUGAGAAGUAAAACUGAUUAAGAGGUAUAAAGGCAGAGUUCACCCGAGUUCAUUCCAAGAAAAGCAAGCAUGGAGGUAAAUUAGUACUGAGAAAGGGAAUCUCAUUUGGCUCCGCUGUCAAGUCAGGGUCGAAGGGCAGAAGUGAUAAAAGUUAAGGUCUUGAUCAUUCUCCUGAAGGCAGUAUUAUUAGUUAGGAACAUGUAAUGUACAUAAAAACAAAAGGAAAGCCUCAAGGGAGCCUGCAUCUAAGGGAAAAGCAAAGCCAUGACCAUGCAUGUGCUGGGUUAAUUGUGCUCUUUUUAUUCAUUCCAAGUAUUUAAGUGGUUAAGUGCAAUUGUCUCCAGUAGGAGAGAGGCCAGAAAUGUUCAGAUGUCUCUGAACAUGUUAUAUUUGUAAGCUGGCGCAAAACUAUAUAAGUGAUAUCACUGCUUUGGAUGUAGUAGUCACUUCUAUUUGCCACAAUACAGUUUUGAUUUAAAUAGACUCUCAAAGAAUCUUUGAGCAGACUGACUUUGAAAAAUAUAUCUAUUUCCUAUUGCCCUAAACUAACAAUUUUACUCUACUGAGAGGAGGAGCCUGUGUGGAAAUAAUCUGCAUUUAAAGUAAAGUCUCGUUCAAAGUGAAAAGCAUUAAUAGAAAUGUGUAGCAGACAGAAAUCACAAUAAAGUGAUUAGAUUACCUCUUGAAAUGACACGUGUAGGCAACAGGUUAAAAGUUUUUAAGUACAAAGCAAACCACCACAAUGUGAAAAGUUCCAGUGGCAGCUGCUAAGAGACAGAAUUGUGUACAUAACUAUCUACAAAGAGUGGAUAGGCCAAACAGGAGCUGCAGAGAAUUAACUGAUGGGGAAAGGGUGGCAUUUUUUCUGCCUCCUCACCUAAUCCUCACUGGUAUUUUAGUCUCCCUGCCAUCAGGUUUUUGCUUAGGCUGUUAAAGUUUGCUAGGUGCCAUUGUCUAACCUUAGAAAACAGGACUCGCUGCAAGUCACUCCAGGAAGCUGGGGGGGGGGGGGGGGGGAAGCAGAAGUUCUUUCUACCAAGUGGCUUUCUUAGUGUCGUGCCCAUAUUGCAUAAUCCAGCAGAAAGAACCCAUAGUCUCACUUUGUGGAGGUGUACUGUUACAAGCUUCGGAAAUUAUUUAUGAAUGUUACUUGUUUAUAGGCUGAAGUUGCAGCUUUCUACCAACACUCAAGACUGUACAUAUGUCUCCAAAGCAUUUGUUCUUCCUUUCUGCACGUUCAAUAAAAUAGCUUUCCUUACUCUGCUUCA
Molecule: messenger RNA, 4310 nt
Organism: Sphaerodactylus townsendi
Lineage: Eukaryota; Metazoa; Chordata; Lepidosauria; Squamata; Sphaerodactylidae
Gene: GGA3
Product: golgi associated, gamma adaptin ear containing, ARF binding protein 3
Exons: 17
Coding region: 36-2294 (752 amino acids)
Biological process (GO): vesicle-mediated transport; intracellular protein transport
Cellular component (GO): trans-Golgi network
Molecular function (GO): ubiquitin binding; phosphatidylinositol binding; small GTPase binding
Source: RefSeq, a predicted model, not a curated record